AUGCCAGAACCCAUCGAUUAUACUUAUACUAUCGAAUUAGUUCAUUCUCGUGAAAACGCUUUUAAUUACAUAGUGCAAGGGACAGGACAAUUCCAACCAGGCUGGAAAAAUGGAUGGAAAUCAUUUUAUUAUGUUGAAGAUUUGGUCUCAAAUGGGUUUUUAUGUCCAAACGAAGAUAAAAUAAAGUUUAAUAUCAAAUUACGACCAACGACAAUUUUUGAAUAUCGAAAAGUUCUUGAAUGGUAUCUCAAUCAAAUGGAAGAUAAGAGAAAACAUGAUGAACAUGUUAUUGCUCGUUUAGAACAGGACAAGAAAUAUCUUGAACGCACUACCAGUGAACAACGAAGUAAAAUCGAGAAAAUUGAAAAGAGAGAAAAUGAAUUGCAAAAGUAA
Molecule: messenger RNA, 393 nt
Organism: Rotaria sp. Silwood1
Lineage: Eukaryota; Metazoa; Rotifera; Eurotatoria; Philodinida; Philodinidae
Source: the annotation of a GenBank genome assembly